Molecule: messenger RNA, 1696 nt
Organism: Camelina sativa (false flax)
Lineage: Eukaryota; Viridiplantae; Streptophyta; Magnoliopsida; Brassicales; Brassicaceae
Source: RefSeq, a predicted model, not a curated record
CAUCUCCAUUUCUUUUUCAUUCUUUUUUCAUUAAUACGCCCUAAUUUAGUUUUUAGUCUCAUCUUUUUAUUUUCUACACUCGCCGGCAAACAUUAUGGCUAUCGCCGUCGUUUCUUCUCGGAGGAUGAUGAUAAACAUCAGAAACCCAAUUCGACGAUUCUUCACCGACUUAACUAAACCGAGUUCCAUCACACCGAUAAACCAAGACCAUCUCCUCCGAGUCUGUACAAUCCUCUACCAACAACAACACUCUCCUGAUUCACGUCUCAUCUCAAACCUCUCCUCCACAAAAUUUCAACUAACUCACGAAUUCUUCCUCCAAGUCUGCAACAAUUUCCCACUCUCAUGGCGUCCGGUACACCGUUUCUUCCUUUAUUCUCAAACCCACCACCCCGAUUUCGCACACACCUCCACCACCACUAACAAAAUGCUCGGAAUCAUUGGGAAAUCGAGAAACAUGGAUCUUUUCUGGGAAUUAGCUCAAGAGUUCGGGAAACGCAAAUUGGUUAAUGAUAAAACGUUUCGGAUUGUGUUGAAAACGCUUGCUUCUGCUCGUGAGUUGAAUAAAUGUGUAACCUUUUUUCAUCUGAUGAAUAAGUUUGGGUAUUUGUAUAAUGUGGGAACGAUGAACAGAGGAGUGGAGACUCUGUGUAAAGAGAAGCUUGUUGAAGAAGCUAAGUUUGUUGUUAAUAAGCUGAAGGAGUUUAUUAAACCUGAUGAGGUUACUUACAGGACGAUGAUACAAGGGUAUUGUGAUGUUGGUGAUUUGAUUGAAGCUGCUAAGCUUUGGAAUUUGAUGAUGGAUCAAGGGUUUGAGGUUGAUGUUGAAGCUGGUAAAAAGAUUAUGGAGACCUUUUUGAAGCAGAACCAGUUCGAUGAAGCUUCUAAGGUCUUUUAUGUGUUGGUUUCGAAGAGAGGUGGUGAUUUGGAUGUGUCUUUCUACAGGGUUAUGAUUGGUUGGUUGUGUAACAAUGGUAGGAUUGAUCUGGCACUUAAUGUGUUGGAGGAAAUGCGUGAGAGAGGUGUUCAGGUGGAUAACUUAACUUUGGGGGAUAUAAUUUAUGGUCUGUUGGUUAAACGAAGAGUUGCAGAGGCGUAUAAGAUUGUGGAAGGGAUUGAGAAUCUGGAUAUAAGUAUCUAUCAUGCGUUGAUUAAAGGGAAUGUGAAGAUUAAACGUGCAAGUGAAGCGACUGAAGUUUUCAGGAAGAUGAUAGAGAGAGGGUGUGAGCCGAUAAUGCAUACGUAUCUUAUGUUGCUGCAAGGACAUAUGGGGAGAAGAGGAAGGAAAGGACCAGACCCGUUAGUGAAUUUCGAUACGAUAUUCGUUGGAGGUAUGAUCAAGGCAGGGAAACAGUUGGAAGCAACGAAGUAUGUUGAGAGAACGUUCAAGAGAGGGCUUGAAGUUCCUAGAUUUGAUUACAGCAAGUUCUUGCAGUGUUAUUCUAAUGAGGAAGGUGUGGUUAUGUUUGAAGAGAUGGCUAAGAAACUUAGAGAAGUGAGCUUGUUUGAUUUGGCUGAUAUAUUUCAGAGGUAUGGAGAGAAGAUGAGUACAAGAGAGAGAAGGAGAGAUAGAUAAAUUUAUGAAGUUAUAGACAAUACGCAAUAUUCUGAUAUUGUAAAUACAAAUUUGAAGUUUUUUGUUUGUUUGGAAAGCAAUGGUUGUCUUGUCUCGAACAAGCAGACAAAGAGAAAAAAG